AAAGCCGUGUGUGCAGGCUGCUCCGUGCAGACGGACAGCACGGCGGCCUCUGCUGGACCAAUAACCGGGCCCGUGUGUGCGCUCCCCCCGCUGAGCGUCUUUUCCUGGGCGGCCUCUGAUCCCACAGUCAGUCUGAGCAGACAGCAGGACGGACCAGUGCGGGCCAGGACGGGACAGGACUAGUCUACAAUGGGCUCGAACCGGGCUGUACUGUGCGCCACCGUGCUUCUGGCCGUGAUCUCCCUGAGCUCAGCAUCCACCGAUGAUCGCGUCGUUGAGCAGCGUGAGGUCACCUUUGACCUGGACGAAAUCAUGCAAGAGAUGCAACAACCAGUUUCUUUCACACUACAGAAAGAAGCAGACCUGACAGAACUCUUAGACCCAAAGGAGUUUCCCAUGCAGCAAGAAAUUGUGUAUCCACCAAAUGAGAGAGGACAUCGCACACCAGGAGUCAUGGCACCCAGAGGACGUCGACCAGCUUUUGGGCCCCGUUCCUUUCCAUUUAAGGAUUAUCCUGUUCAGUUUCCUCUCAGUCGACCCAACUCUGAUAAUCUCCAAGCCAUCUGUGACCACGGAGACCAUCGUCCCCGUUAUCCAGUCUCUUACUUUCCCAGUUCUGGUUAUGGCCAGCAGAGGCGAAGGGCUGGUUUCGUCAAUAUGGCAGAGGCUUUGUUUAGGAUCUGCUGCCAAGGGAACCAGACAUGGGAGAGGGAAGUGACUCUGUGUUGCGCCACACAGGCGUGGGAGAUGUCAGUUCAGUCUUUCUGCGAGGAAGACACGUCAGUCAAGGAUAGAAUUUAUUCCUGCUGCCAUCUUCAGGGUAAUGAAAGGCUGACCUGCUUCCACAACGAUGCUCAAAAUCCAAACUAUGAGGCGACAGAGGUGUUACCCGUCACACCACUCCCCCCCACAGUUGACUUCAACUUUAACCCCAAUAUUUGCCAAAGGACAGUGAUGACUACAUAUAGUGUCAGAAAAAGUAAAGGAAGAAGGAAAAGAAACCUUUAACUUCCCCUUAAAGUCGAUGUCAACUUUCCUCCUGGACGACCCCACACAGACACCAUUGACUCACUUUGUCAAAACCAGAAACUUCGCCCUCUCUAUAACAUCAAGUGUCUGCCAGGUUCAGGCUAUGAGUUAUUGGCCCGUCAGUCUAAGAGCAAUCGCAUAGAAAAGAGAUUCAAACAGUGCUGCAAAAGGAGCCAGGAUGUGCUUGCUUGGUGCAGAUCAGAAGGUAUAUGGCGUGAGGAGAUGAAUAGGUUUUGCACUCAUGAGAAAGGAGAAAAUGUGGAUUUUCACUGUUGUGCUGGUGAAGGGAAUGAUCGAUUUGACUGCUUCCAAAAUGUCUCUCCUGACCCUCAUUAUAAUAAGACUUCUGCAAAUGAGGAGCUCUCACUAAGCAAUGUCUGCGACACUCACAAGAUCAUCAUGAAGAAGUUCCCUGUUGGUCUUCCUCUCAAGAGCCUUGUGAAAAAAUGCUGCGAGUCUCCAACAGACAAGAGCAUUUGUAUUUCACAAAGGAUUAAGGAAAUGUCAGACACCCUGUGUUCCUCAAGAAAGACUUCUCCCCCAGCUGUCCGUCGCUGCUGCCGCAUGCCCUCCACAGAGCCUGCACAGUGUAUCAGCAAAAUUGUCAUGGAUGCCGUCACCAAGGCAACCAAUGUCUCACAACAUAAGAAGAAGAAGAAAAGAUGCCCUCUCUCUUAAAUCCUUUCUGACCUUGUGCAGACCCUACUUGCACAGGGGCCAUUUAGCGGCAGAGAUGGCCUUCAGUCACUGAACUAGUCACACUUACAUGCAGAGGUCUGUAAAAUAAUACUUUUGAAGUGUGGAUGAAAUUGGAGCUUAAGCAAGUGUUUUUGUAUCUCUUUACUGGAUAUACUGCUUUCACAAAGUACAUUUAUGAAGACAGAAAUAUAUUGUAUAAGUCCUGUAAGACCUGUGUCACUGUAUUAUUUUUAUAGACUGCUCUUUAUGUCAUUAAUUAUGAAUGCUUUCAAUGAAUUUCUUGGAUCAGAUCAAUUCUUUUCUUUCAUAUGGUUUUGUGUUUAAGAUUGUAUCAGAUUAAUAAAAAAAAAACAUUUAAAAUGUA
Molecule: messenger RNA, 2092 nt
Organism: Sphaeramia orbicularis (orbiculate cardinalfish)
Lineage: Eukaryota; Metazoa; Chordata; Actinopteri; Kurtiformes; Apogonidae
Gene: ecm1b
Product: extracellular matrix protein 1b
Biological process (GO): regulation of bone mineralization; signal transduction
Cellular component (GO): extracellular region
Source: RefSeq, a predicted model, not a curated record